Molecule: messenger RNA, 1740 nt
Organism: Brugia malayi
Lineage: Eukaryota; Metazoa; Nematoda; Chromadorea; Rhabditida; Onchocercidae
Gene: Bma-nst-1
Exons: 13
Coding region: 1-1740 (579 amino acids)
Cellular component (GO): nucleolus
Molecular function (GO): GTP binding
Source: RefSeq, a predicted model, not a curated record
AUGGCUAAGUAUUGCUUAAAAAAACCAAGCAAACGACAAACAUGUGCGAAACGUUAUAAAAUAGCGAAGAAAGUCAGGGAACACAACAGGAAGCUUAAGAAAGAAGCGAAAAAAGAUAAAGCGAAGGUGUGGAAGGCUAAAAACAAGCCAAUAAAUGUACCAAACAAGUGUCCAUUCAAGGAAGAAAUAUUGAUACAAGCAGAAAAAGAACGAGAACGCAUUGAGAAUGAGAAAUGUGAAAGAAAAAAAGCUAAGAAGCAAAAGCAACCCGAUGUUGCAAGGGUUGGGACAAAACGCAAAUGUAUUUCGGAUAAUUUACACACAUUGGCUUUGAAGGCUACAGAGCAGGAAGAAGAAAUAUCAGAACGUUCUGAGAACCAAAAUGUGAGAAAUUUGGAAGAAAUACGUGAGAAAAUACAGAAACAGUAUGCUAGUGAAGUUCGGAAAACUGUUGAAUCGGCAGAUAUUAUUAUUGAGGUGCUCGAUGCGCGAGAUCCGUUAGGGAGUAGAAGCAGAAAUGUCGAAGAAAGUGUUUUGAACGCAGGAAAACGACUUGUUUUGCUUCUAAACAAGAUUGACCUUGUACCGAAAGGAAAUGUAAAAAAGUGGCUUGCGUAUUUGCGCCAGCAAUUGCCAACUAUAGCUUUCAAAGCUUCAACUCAAGAACAGAAUCGUAAUUUGGGACGUUUCAAUUCAUCAAAUUUGCAUUCUAAAACUUCAAAAUGUGUUGGGGCAGAUCUUGUGAUGAAGCUUUUGUUAAAUUAUUGCAGAAACAAGGACAUUAAGACAUCGAUUCGGGUGGGUGUAGUAGGUUAUCCUAAUGUUGGCAAAAGUAGUUUUAUCAACAGCUUGAAAAGGAAACGAGUUUGUGAUGUUGGUGCUAUUCCAGGAAUUACGAGACAAGUGCAAGAAGUAAAUUUGGAUAAGCACAUCCGAUUGUUAGAUUCUCCUGGUGUAAUAUUAGAGCCAAAAGGACGUUUGGAUAGCAGUGAAAUUGCUCUGAAAAAUGCAGUACGAGUGGAAAGCCUAACUGACCCCGUUGCUCCAAUACAAGCCAUUUUGAGACGCUGUUCUCGAGAUAGUCUGAUUCUUCACUAUGAAAUACCAGAAUUCAAAACUUGUGAUGAAUUCCUGGCCUACAUUGCUCGAAAAGGGGGUAGGCUGAAGAAAGGUGGUUGUCCUGAUUUGAAUGCUGCAGCUCGAAAGGUACUGAUGGACUGGAAUUGUGGAAAACUACGGUACUUUACAGAACCGCCAGAGAGUAUAGUGGAUCAGAGUCCCAGUUUGUGUUCUUCAGAGCUGUUAAGUGAAAUGUCAAAGGAAUUUGAUUUGGAAACAUUAAAUGAUGAGCAGAAAACGUUAGUGGAAGGGCUACCAACCACAAGCGCCAUGAAAGUAGUGGUAAAAUAUAAUCUGGCAGCAACAACAGAAAAAGAAGAAGGAAAUAAUGAUGGAGCACGAAUGGAAGUUGAAAACAUACCGGGGGAUACUCUUAUCUGCUGUGAAGAGAAGAAAAACAUACGAGACGACGUAGUGAUGAAUGAAAAUAGUCUCUUGGAUUCCUUCAAUAUUGAUGGGAACUCCCAAAUAAAUCGUGCGAUUAAGAUAGCAGUAAAAAAACACAAGAAGAAAAAGAAGAAACUUCAUAAGCGUACUGAAGAAAUAAUUAAUACAAUGACAUCAACAUCACUUACCGACAAGCAAGAAGAUUAUGAUUUUGGUAUGAUGAAUGAAAAGUAA